AUGACGCAGUGUACGACCCAGCGAGAUUCCUCAGCUGGCCUCACUCAACCCAACCUGGAUGCCAUCGAUCAAUUGACUCGCUUUGGCCAGACCCUCGACGUCCAGGCCUGGCACCGGCACGAUUGGGCAACAACACCAACGCCAACACCGCCGCCACAACACCAAAGCCGCCAGACACACCACGCUCCUCCUCUUCCUCCUCCACCACCACCACAAACACAAUCACAACCACCACAUCAACAACACCAAAGCUUUCUGCAGCAAAACUCUCAACACCACCACCACCACCACCAAACUCAAUCACGUACCCAUCACCCACAGACAUACCAAGCUUCUUCAACGACAGUCCCAGCCCUAGACACUGUCUCGAACCAUACACGCGCCCCCUCUCCCUUCCAUGCCCCGGCACUCACCUCUACCGCCCCGGCAGACGUGCGAUUGGCCCACCGCCCCAUGACCGCAGAAUCGAGACCACAGCAGCACUCCAUGGCCACUGCCACUGCCACGCGCAAACGCAGUCGUGACGACUUUGAAAUCCACCAAGAUCCCCCGCACGCACGCACAGAAGACACCGAGAUGAUGGCCGAGUCCGAACAACACACUGAAGAGGUCGAGGACGAGGAGGACGAGGUCGAGGCUGAGGAUCCUUCCGACGAGAGCUCCGAUGAAGACGAGGUAGUCGACACGGGUGUCCAACGCGACAUGGACCGUUUACAAGAUACCUUUCCCGGUUUCCCCCAAAGAUAUCGCCUAAUCAAGAGGAUCGGUGAAGGCACCUUCUCGACAGUCUACAAGGCAGAAGACCUCCAAUACGAAUUCUAUGAUAACAGCUGGGAUCUCGAAGAGAAGGACAAUCUCGCUGCAAAGUGGACAUCCCCGCCUCUGAAGCCCAACGCCAGCAACACCUCAGUAACUCGCGAACGUCGCCGCGCCCGAUACGUCGCCAUCAAAAAGAUCUAUGUCACCUCGAGCCCCAACCGCAUCCUCAACGAGCUCGAGCUCCUCCACGACUUGAGAAACUGUGCCGCCGUUUGCCCCCUGAUCACGGCUUUUCGGUCCACUGACCAGGUCAUUGCUAUACUGCCCUACUUCCGCCACGAGGAUUUCCGCGAUUACUUCCGCCAGAUGAAGGUCUCUGACAUGGCCAUCUAUCUUAGAAGCUUGUUCACCGCCCUCAAGGCUGUCCACGAACACAAGAUUCUCCACCGCGAUAUAAAACCAACAAAUUUCCUCUACGACCCUCAGUCGCGACGCGGUGUGCUGGUCGACUUUGGUCUCGCUGAACGCGAAGGUUCUGACAGCAAACCGUGUCUCUGCCACGAGAGCAAAGACGUCCGCAAGCAGAGAAUCACCAACAGCGCGGCAUCCCAAAACGGCCCUCAACAGGGCUACCCCAAGACAGAUACUCGGCCGUCCAGAAGGGCGAACCGUGCUGGCACGAGAGGUUUCCGUGCCCCCGAGGUGCUUUUCAAGUGCACCGAGCAGACGACCAAGAUCGAUAUUUGGUCAGCCGGGGUUAUCCUUUUGACAAUCAUGAGCAAGCGAUUCCCCUUUUUCAACAGCGCCGACGACGUCGAGGCCAUGAUUGAGAUCGCCACCAUCUUUGGUGUCAAGCGUAUGAAGCAGUCUGGCCUGCUCCACGGCUGCAUGUUCGAGACCAACAUUCCCACCGUCGGCAACGCAGGAUUCUCGCUGGGAAAGAUCAUUCUCUGGUCUACGUGCCGCACCGAUGGCGGUAAAGACGGUCAGCCUGGCAUUCCCCUGACUGACGAGGAGAAGCUGGCCGUCGAUUUCCUAGAGCGAUGCAUGGAGCUCGAUCCUGCGCGACGCAUCAGUGCCAAGGAUGCGUUAGAGCACGAGUUCCUACGGGAGCCUAAGCCCAAGCAGUCGGUGGAGGUGGAUCACGAUGACGAUGAGAUGGAUAUGCUAGAGGCGUAA
Messenger RNA from Colletotrichum paranaense, 1938 nucleotides. RefSeq lists its product as uncharacterized. Gene Ontology annotation, molecular function: ATP binding; protein serine/threonine kinase activity. The transcript is spliced from 2 exons. Lineage: Eukaryota; Fungi; Ascomycota; Sordariomycetes; Glomerellales; Glomerellaceae. Gene Ontology annotation, biological process: protein phosphorylation; mitotic DNA damage checkpoint signaling. Gene Ontology annotation, cellular component: nucleus. The record is from RefSeq and is a predicted model, not a curated record. Bases 1 to 1938 code for a protein of 645 amino acids.